Dipodomys spectabilis (banner-tailed kangaroo rat) is the source of this 6163-nucleotide messenger RNA. RefSeq names its product dual specificity tyrosine phosphorylation regulated kinase 2 (gene Dyrk2). Gene Ontology annotation, biological process: peptidyl-threonine phosphorylation; peptidyl-serine phosphorylation. Gene Ontology annotation, molecular function: ATP binding; protein serine/threonine kinase activity; protein serine/threonine/tyrosine kinase activity. The record is from RefSeq and is a predicted model, not a curated record. The transcript has 3 exons. NCBI's taxonomy places the organism in Eukaryota, Metazoa, Chordata, Mammalia, Rodentia, Heteromyidae. Gene Ontology annotation, cellular component: nucleus. The coding region runs from base 387 to 2186 and encodes 599 amino acids.
GGAGGAGGCUCCCGAGCCAGGCGGUCCUCGCGGCGCAGCCCGCCGCCGCUCCCCGCGCCCCUAUGUGAGGGAAUCGGGGAGGCCCCGUGGCGCGCAGGGGAGGGCGAGGCAUGUGCACGGGCCGGGGGUUGCUGCAGCCGCCCGAGGACGAGGAGGACGGCGGCGGCGAGGAGGAGAGCGGGGGGCUGGCGGCGGCGGCGGGCCCGGGCCGGGGGGAUGCAGCGCGCUGUGUGUGUCUGGCUGUAGCUGACCCGAGGCGGCGAGGGAGCGCCGGAGACCCGCAGGAGGGACGUCCGGGCGGCGGCGGCGGCGGCCGCUGCAAGAAGUAGCAGCGGGACCGGCGACGGAGACGGCAGCCUGGAAAUGCAUUUUCCUCUUCAGCGGCCAUGUUAACCAGGAAACCUUCGGCCGCCGCUCCCGCCGCCUACCCGACCGGCCGAGGAGGGGACAGUGCCAUUCGCCAGCUUCAAGCUUCUCCGGGGCUCGGUGCGGGGGCCACCAGGAGCGGAGUGGGGACCGGCCCGUCCUCCCCCAUCGGCCUGCCACCUCUCCGGGCCAGCAACGCUGCAGCCGCAGCCCUCACGAUUGGUGGCAGUAAGCACACAAUGAAUGAUCACCUGCAUGUCAGCAGCCACGGCCAGAUCCAGGUUCAGCAGUUGUUUGAGGAUAAUAGUAACAAGAGGACAGUGCUCACCACACAACCAAAUGGGCUUACGACGGUGGGCAAGACAGGCUUGCCCGUGGUGUCAGAGCGGCAGCUCGAGAGCAUUCACAGGCGGCAGGGGAGCUCCACCUCUCUGAAGUCUCUGGAAAGCAUGGGGAAGGUGAAAGCUACCCCCAUGACACCUGAACAAGCAAUGAAGCAAUACAUGCAAAAACUAACGGCCUUUGAACACCACGAGAUUUUCAGCUACCCUGAGAUAUACUUCUUGGGUCCAAAUGCAAAGAAGCGGCAGGGCAUGACAGGUGGACCCAACAAUGGUGGCUAUGACGAUGACCAGGGAUCAUAUGUACAGGUGCCCCAUGAUCAUGUGGCUUACAGGUACGAAGUCCUCAAGGUCAUCGGGAAGGGGAGUUUUGGGCAAGUGGUCAAGGCCUAUGACCAUAAAGUCCACCAGCAUGUGGCCCUGAAGAUGGUGCGAAAUGAGAAACGCUUCCACCGACAGGCAGCGGAGGAGAUUCGAAUUCUGGAACAUCUGCGGAAGCAAGACAAGGACAACACCAUGAACGUCAUCCACAUGCUGGAGAAUUUCACCUUCCGAAACCACAUCUGCCUGACAUUUGAGCUGCUGAGCAUGAACCUCUAUGAGCUCAUCAAGAAGAAUAAAUUCCAGGGCUUUAGCCUGCCUUUGGUCCGGAAAUUUGCCCACUCGAUUCUACAGUGCUUGGAUGCUUUGCACAAAAAUAGAAUAAUUCACUGUGAUCUUAAACCCGAGAACAUUUUGUUAAAGCAGCAGGGUAGAAGCAGUAUUAAGGUGAUUGAUUUUGGCUCCAGUUGUUAUGAGCAUCAGCGUGUCUACACUUACAUCCAGUCGCGCUUUUACCGGGCUCCGGAGGUGAUCCUUGGGGCCAGGUAUGGCAUGCCCAUUGAUAUGUGGAGCCUGGGCUGCAUUUUAGCAGAGCUCCUUACGGGUUACCCACUCUUGCCUGGGGAAGAUGAAGGAGACCAGCUGGCCUGUAUGAUCGAACUGUUGGGCAUGCCCUCCCAGAAACUCCUGGACGCGUCCAAAAGAGCCAAAAAUUUUGUGAGCUCCAAGGGUUAUCCCCGCUAUUGCACUGUCACGACUCUGUCAGAUGGCUCUGUGGUCCUCAACGGAGGCCGUUCCCGGAGAGGGAAACUGAGGGGCCCACCAGAGAGCAGAGAGUGGGGGAACGCACUGAAGGGAUGUGAUGAUCCUCUUUUCCUUGACUUCUUAAAACAGUGUUUAGAAUGGGAUCCUGCAGUACGUAUGACCCCAGGCCAGGCAUUAAGGCACCCCUGGCUCCGGAGGAGGUUGCCAAAGCCUCCAACCGGGGAGAAGACAUCAGUGAAAAGGAUACCGGAGAGCACUGGUGCUAUCACGUCGAUUUCCAAGUUACCUCCACCUUCCAGCUCAGCUUCCAAACUGAGGACGAAUUUGGCACAAAUGACAGAUGCCAAUGGGAAUAUUCAGCAGAGGACAGUGUUGCCAAAACUCGUUAGCUGAGCUCCAGUCCCCUGAUGCUGGUAAUCUGAAAGAUACGACAUAGCUGAGCCUUACUGGGUUGAAAGGAGUAGCUCAGCCCUGUUUUUAUUUGCUCAAUAACUCGACUCAUUUGUAUCUUUUCAGCACUUAAUUUUGAUGUAAGACAGUCGUUUGUUUUGUUUUUAUAAAAUACAUGGGGACAAUGCUUUAAGUUUUUAUACUUUCUGAAACCGUUUUUCUUUGUGUGUGUGUGUGUGUGCGCGUGUGCGUGUGCGUGUGUGUGUGUGUGUGUGUGUUCAAAAAGUACGAUGAGCCUUACUGUAUUUAGUGUGGCAGAGAAAUAACAUCAGUGGCAGGCCAUUGGUUACUACAUCACUGCCGUGCUUUUACAGAUUGGUCAGACAUUCACUAUGUUUCCAUGGUUCAUAUACUCCCCUGGGAGGUGGCCCUGUAAGGCCCUCCUGGUCUCUCCAUGUAUCAGUUUUGUGCACAGGUUUAGCAUGUCUUGCUGCCAUCUUCCAAGAAUUAAGUCUGGGUGUUGGUGGCAGUUAGGGGGGAGAAUGGUCAAAGUGAAAAUGAUGUGCUAACAAAAACCACACCCUAAGAUCCCCAGCGUUUAAAUUGCCCACUUAGCAGUCUGACACUCUAAAAACUAGCAGAGCAGCAUUUAGUGGACAAAUAGAAAUGGAAAUGUGUGUGUGUCCAAAUUUUCUAAUAGGAUUGGCAAGCUGUUUUUGCAAGAAGCGUCCUAUCACAGAAUUGGUUUUGCACCUAAUUUUAGACAUGUACUCCACGAUGGUUCCUUCCUUCUCCUUGCUCUUCUCUCUGUUCCCCUUUUACUGCAUAUCUGCUGCCCACGUUUAGUUUGCCUUCUUCCUUUGGCGAUAUAUCCCAGACUGUUAACACCGAAAGAGACAUUUCGGCUGUGAUUGUGACCAUCCUUUCAUACUCCAAUUUUUAAAAAAGGAUAGCAGCCUAGCUACUUAAGAGUUUCCAUAGUUCCAAAGAAGAAAGACUUAGCAGAUUAGAGUGAAAUCACACUUUUUAGGUGCCACUGUAAGGUUCUCUUAGCCCGGGAAAGUAACUCUUUCUUUAAAAAGAAAGAUGGUUGAAAAAUCCUCUUGGUGAGCUGAAGUUACCUUGGCCAUUCAGUAAGGCCAGGUUUAACAACACCUUGAAAAGAGGAGAAGUUCAACUGCAAGUUAAAUGGUUUGACUUACCCUUUUUAUCAUUAGAAGAAUCAUGGAAAUUGCAUUCCUCUAUUUUAUUUUACUUUCUUUUGGAUUGCACUGACUGUUUUAUGUGGAAAUGACACUUUACCUGGAAAAGUUAACUGAGAGUUAGUUAGGUAAAAGAAUAUUUUCUUCUCUGAAUAAUGCUUAUUUUCACAGUGAAAUUUUCAGUAUUUUAUCACUAAGGUAUGAACAGUGAAGUAUAUCAAUAUCAAGGCACGUGGAAAAAGUUCUUUAGUAUGUGCAAUUUAAUAUAGAAAGAUUUCUGCCUGUUUGGAUAAUGGGUUUGGGGUAGUAUAAAUUAGGAUAAAUAAUCUUUUAUAUGCACAGAUAUUAUUGUAUUGCCUGUGAACUGAUUUACAAGUACUUAAGGCACGGUCCCCAGUGAGGCCAAGAAAGUUUCCGGUUAAGUUCUUUGAAUAUUAAUUCUACAGUUUCUCUUAUUUUAAAAAAAUAAUGUCAUUUACAACAAAACAUUUUACUUCUCUUGAGACCUUGCCAGUUGAUGGUAGAAAAAUAUGCUCAGGAAAUAUUUCAGAUAUUUGCCAAAAAAAAAUAACCCAGUAAUAAGGUUAACUUAUUGAUAAGAUAGUGAUGUCGCUACUUGCUUUAAGGGUGUCACUGAUAAAUUAAUUUGUACUUCUGUAUUUAGAAAUUGUAGCUAAUUUCCCUUAGUCAAAUUCUUUAGCAUAUUGUACACGUUGCUCUGUAACCCUUGAAAGUGCAAUAAUGUUAGUAAAUUACAUUUUAAGUAAUGCUCAUGUGACAAUACCCCCAUCAGUGGCUUAGAGGACUUACCAUUUGUGUAUUUAUUCAAACUUCAGCUUAAAAGCAUAACAUUCAUAAACCUUAGUUUGGUGGUGGUGUAAAACCACGAACCUCUUUAUGAUGGUUAUUUUCUUUAGAUCAUUAAAAUAAAACCGUAUGAAAAGCUAUUUUCUCCUUAUGAAGCUCCUCCUCCAUCUCCACUCUCAUUUGCACAUGUAAGUUUAAAUCUAUGAACCUGAGCCUGCCAUUACCAACUUCUCUGUAACAUGGUACAUGUGAAAAUGUAUAAGUGGUCUAAUCCUGCUUUACUUUCCCCUUCCACACAAAACUGGUUCCUAAGAUGCCAGCAAUGCAUUUGUGUCUGUCUUUAUUCACAAAUGUGACCGGAAACUUUGAAGCCAAACUAUAAUGUGCAGUGCUAUGGGGCUUAAAAAAAAUUUUUUUUUUUUUUUGUCCAACUACAGUACAAUAUCCGUUAGUCACAAAAGCCCCAUGUUUUAGCAUUUAGUAAUAAACUGCUUUUUCAAGUUUCAAGUUUGAUUAUAAUGUCAAAAACAAAAAAAAAAUGUGGCAUCUUGUUGACUUUUAAAAAGUAAAUAAAGGGCUCUGAUAGGCUAGUAGGAGUUGGCUUGGAAGCAGUCUCACAGGUUCCCAUUGUCUAGGGAUGUCUGAGCUGUUUUCAGACUUAAGAAUGGCACCGCGUCGUCUUGUCUUUGGUUGCAGUCUCAUCUGGCUCCAUUUCUUGCACACCAGAGUGCUCAUUACCACAUAAGUGUGUGUCGCUACAGCAGUGGAACAGCAGUGAUGCAAGACAGUGUAGAUUAACAGUAGAAGAGAAAUUGUGCCCUUAGUGUUAACAAUGUGCCUUUUGUUCUGAAUGCCAUGUUGUGGGGCAUGCAUUGUUUGGCCUCUUUAACUGUUUGAAUACUAGGUAGGAAGGAUGGAACCCACCUCUGCAAAGAUACAUCUGUCUUAAAUAUCUAGUUACAGGCCUUAAUAGAAACCAUAAGGCGUGAAUUUCAUCGUCAGGCGCUGAAUGAGGGAAUUCCUGUGUUUAAGGGGUUAAAGAUUGUCUUUAUUGUAUCUCAACAUCAGACUGAUUUUUUAAAAGAUAUUUUUUGUUAUGCUAACACUAGACAAAAAUCAACUGUAUUUGUAAAAAUUUACCUCAAACCAUUUAAUUUUAUAGUGUGAUUAAUCCCAGGGCAUUUGGUAUGAACCAAAGUGCAUUCCUUUUAUAUGUGCCUGGCUUCUAGUAAGGAUGGCCAGGGAUUUUUACAACUUGGGUGCAAGGCACUUAAGCCACUUUUAAACUUAAUAGGUGGUUUGAAGUCAUGUUAAAUGACUCCAUCAGAAUGUUCAAAAAACACUUUCGGCAUCAGUAGCAUUGGGCCAUAUUGGAAUCUUAAAAAAGUGUGAGUUAUUUUAAAGAGAGCAUUCAUUUUUUUUUUUGUACUUUUUUUCAUGUAGAAUAUUUCUGGUAAGCAGAAGACUUAAAAAAAAAAAACAAACGGAUUUGGUUGGUAAAGGUUUUAAUAUUGCCCAACAUAAUGCUGUGGUAGCAUUAAAAAAAAAAGUAUUUGUGAACUCUUUGUUUCUUAGGGGCUUGUACAUCUCUCUGCUAUGGACAUAGAUAAAAUUAAUUGUAAUUAUACUCAGCUCAACUGCUACAGUUAUGUCUAGGCAGUAGCUUGAGUUUCUAUCGAGCAACAACUUAGACACGUGACUGUAAUAUGCUGCAACUGUGUGUACUGAAAAUAUGUGAAAAUGGUUGAAUGUGGACUGUGUAUAUAUGUAUGUAAAAAUUUUUGUGAGAUGCUGCUGUCGCCACUUAACAUAAAAUAUGUUCUAGUGGAUUUUAAUCCUAGUGGCCAGUUCUAUGAUACUGUAUGUAUUGUACAGCUGCUGACAGGAGUAAGACUGUUUAGUGAAUAUUUGUUAAAUUUUAUUGUUGUGGCCAGAGAUAAUUUCAGAAUAAAAUUUUAAUGUCCUACCUUA